AUGUGUAACGCUGAUGCACAAGCCUACAACGAAAUCUAUCAUCUGUUUAUGUUGGCAAUCCAACUACCGAGUGCAAACAACCGUAGACCACAAGAAGAUUAUGGCACUUUGCCAACCGGAUAUUUUUUCUUUGUAGAAAUGCUAGUGAUUUGGCAGCUUGCCAAACUUGUAGCUAUUUACAGCGGCGGCCAUGGUAUUAGCACCGGUGACUUGCAUGGAAGGAGUAGUGAAGUGCUUUCGUUAGAGCAACUGUUUGAAUUUGAAACGGUUCAAAAAUGCAGUGGUGAGAAUAAAAAGGCUUUUCAAAUGAAUCGGUAUCAAGUCGCUGUCAGAAGCCAACAGGCGGCUGGCUGCUAAGUGCGUCAGCAUGUUUUCGGAACAACAAGUUGCCAAGACGCCAGAGUCAAUUUAGCGGAUGCAGGGAUCAGCAAUCCGUGCAAGUUUGCCAGUACUUCAAGA
Molecule: messenger RNA, 459 nt
Organism: Enterobius vermicularis (human pinworm)
Lineage: Eukaryota; Metazoa; Nematoda; Chromadorea; Rhabditida; Oxyuridae
Source: the annotation of a GenBank genome assembly